Molecule: messenger RNA, 2871 nt
Organism: Punctularia strigosozonata HHB-11173 SS5
Lineage: Eukaryota; Fungi; Basidiomycota; Agaricomycetes; Corticiales; Punctulariaceae
Product: DOT1-domain-containing protein
Exons: 5
Coding region: 151-2418 (755 amino acids)
Biological process (GO): DNA repair; regulation of transcription regulatory region DNA binding; DNA damage checkpoint signaling
Cellular component (GO): nucleus
Molecular function (GO): histone H3K79 methyltransferase activity
Source: RefSeq, a predicted model, not a curated record
AUUGCUGUGGUGCCGAAGCAUAGUCUCCCCUAGUUUGGCUCUGACAGGCUGUGUGGGCGAGAGCGCAAAGAAGCGGUCGAUAAGACGGAGUAAGCGCGCAUAUAUUCACCAGCUCGACCACGACUCAGGGCAGCCAGCGCGUCCGAAGACAUGCGAACGUCGCGGACCACCGUGACGGAGGGCGUCGCGGAUCGACGUCGACUCUCAUGGCCCUGCUUGCUCUUGGGUCUUGCCAGCUUCCGUCGGUCUCUGCGCUUGUCUUCCAUGCCUCCCGAGCGGCCGACCACGUCUCCAGAGCCUCUCCUCGAGACCGGGGUAUCUCGCACCGGGGCCGCCGGGAACGCCGGAGCCGUCGACCAUGGCGAAGAACAAGGCGGGGUGGCGCCUGAUUCACAAUCGCCGCAACGAACGUCACCGCUUUCAACCUCUGCCCCCGCCACUCUCCCGCACACGAUGCUCGCGACGACGGCAACCGUCCGUCCUUCGUCGUCCGACCUCAGUUUCUUCUCCAAGCCCAAGUUCGCCAAGGCCGUCGCGUCCACCUCGACCUCCACCGUGGUCACGCGCGUCGUCCCCGUUCAGCGACCGAAGCCGCCAAAGGGUCACCCCCAUGCUCAUUCCCCGGCCUCGCGCGGCUCCUCCGUGUCCUCCCUCUCCUCCCUCUCGUCAUCCGAGAGCGAUGCCUCGCGCGCCCGGUCGGCUGGCCCUGCCGUCACCAAGAAGCGCAAAUUGCUCGAGCACGAGCCCGAGCUCGAACGCGUCGAGCCUUCCGCGACCAAGCCGAAGAAACCGCGCCAGAUAAAGGAGGGCACACGAUUAGGACGUCCACCCAAAGCUCUGAAGAGUAUCCCCCGACCCCCUUCGCCUGGACGGAUCUACAGGAGCGACCGGUCGCGCUCCACAUCUACUUUCCCGGUGGUCGAAGCUCCUAUACCGCGACGAUGUUGGAUAGAGGAAAGCGGGGAGAUGGGACAAGAGCUUCUCAGUUCCGCCAAGGCAGUCAGAGGGCUCAUGAAGUCGUAUAAAGCAUACUUUCACCCGGAUCCUAAGAACCCUAAGAGGUUCGAGCCGGAUCCGGAUAAUCCACCUAUGGUGACGCUGGAGAUGCCGAACAACGGUGCAGUAGAAGAAUUCCUACUUCUCCAACCUAAAGAUCCAGAUCACUAUAAUCCGAUUUUCGACCUCCGUAAAACGCUCGAGACCAUCAUAGAAUCCUACUUAACACCAGCCCAGCAAUCAUUAUUUGGGACCUUACACGACAGCCUCUCUCGCCCAAAUACAGAUCCUGACGAUGACGAUAUACCUGUCCCUGGCUUGUCGCGAUCUCCAUCACCAGCCUCAAAUGCCACGCCAUCCCGCUCCUCCCCACCACAUUCCCGCGUGUCGUCCAGCUCCUCACUCUCCUCACUCACAUCCAUCUCUUCAACCUCCUCAUCGCUUUCCUCACUCAGCUCCAUAUCCGUCACGUCCUCCGCUUUCGAAGCCGAUCCCAACGUCGAUUAUCUAGCUAAGUUGCGGCACGCGCAAAACACCAAGGACGGCGCGACGUACGUGGCCACCCUGCGAGACAUCAACCGCAUCCUGCGCUCGUUCAAAUACCCGCGCCCACCACCCGACUACGACAUCUUCGACGACUUGCCGACGAACAUCUUCAUGGAUUCCGUCAAGUCCUGGACGCCCAGCGGGCUCCCGAAGCCGGUCGCGCUGCGCAUCAUCGAGGAGACGUACCAGCGCGCGGUCGGCCCCCAGAUCCCGUCGCUCAGGAAGUACGAAGCGUUCAGCAGCCACGUCUACGGCGAGCUCAUGCCCAGCUUCAUCUCGGACAUCGUCGCCGCGACGCACCUCGGCCCGGACAGCCUCUUCGUCGACCUCGGCGCCGGCGUCGGCAACGUCGUGCUCCAGGCGGCGCUCCAGACGGGCUGCCGCGCGUACGGCAUCGAGAUCAUGCCCGCGCCGGCGCGCAUCGCGCGCGCGCAGCUGGAGCAGUUCAGGCUGCGGUGCAAGAUGUGGGGCGUGAGCGCGGGCGAGGUGGAGAUGGAGGAGGGAGAUAUGCUCAAGAGCGCGCGGGUGAGCGAGCUGUUGAGCCAGGCGGACGUGGUGCUGGUGAACAAUAAGGUGUUCGCCGAGGAACUGAACGAGGCGCUGCGGCCGAAGUUCUUGGACCUGAAGGAAGGCGCCAUCCUCGUCUCCUUGAAGCCGUUCGUCUCGUCCCUCAACGCGCGCCUGACGGAACGCAACGUGGACGACAUCUCGACCAUCUUUGACGUCACCGAGCGCCCGUACCACUCUGGCAGCGUGAGCUGGGGGAGCGGCGGUGGCAGCUACUACCUGCAUAGGGUCGACCGCGCGGGGUACGCCAGCAUCCGAGAGCGCUUCGAAAAGUCGCGGAGCGCGAGGAGCAGUCGCAGCAGGCGAUGAGAGCGUUUGUCGUCCAGCGCUAUGGGGGCUUUUGAGGAUGUGGUGGUCGUCGUGUUCUGGUAUCCUCGAUUCACGCUUGAGGGACUCGCUUUAGAGGCACUCACACUCGAUACCCAUCAUCAUCUCUAUUCAUUAACAUAUCAUGACGGUCCCGCGCACGCAUUCUGCUGUCGAUGUGCAUGCUUCAACAGGAUUAUUUCAUCCUCUAUUCACUUCUCUCAUAUCUUUAUCCUUGCUUAACUGUAACCGCUCUGUCGUUGCUCUGUCGCCUCGCCGAUUGGCUCCCCAGUUGCAGCCCAUAUCUCUUCUGUUUUCUGUGUUCAUAUCUGUGUCCGCUUAUCUACCAGCGUUGCCCCUUUACACGUUGGGGUGCAUAAUUUCCUCGGUGUCUCCCGCAGUAGUAGUAGUAGCCCAAGCAGUAGCAAAGCGUUUCAUCCAUCACUUGCUGUUGUC